AAACAAAGUCCUCAACGAUUUGACGAAAUGACCACUUCGCUCAUCCAUAUGGCAAAUCAUUUGGAUGCUUCAACCGAGGAGAUUUCGCUUAACUACGUUCUUCUGGGUCAUCCACAUCAUGAACGAGCUCAACAUCAUCCCAGCUACAUGGAUAUGAUCAAGGGAGCAAUUCAAGCAAUCGACAAUGGAACCGGAAGCAGCAAGGCGGCAAUUCUCAAGUAUAUUGCUCAAAACUAUCAUGUUGGAGAGAAUCUUCCAAAGGUGAACAAUCAUCUCCGCAGUGUCCUCAAAAAGGCCGUCGACUCUGGUGACAUUGAACAGACUCGCGGACAUGGUGCCACCGGAAGUUUCCGCAUGGGAAAAGAAUGCGAGAAGAACUUGCAAGUUGGAAUUCCGGUUCAGACCAAACCAAUGCUAAUGCUCAAAGAAGUUCGUCAGAAGCUGGAGAAUAUCUCGAAGGCUGAAAAAACCAAACCAUCUACCAGCUCCAUGUCCACCAAUAAGAAGGGAAAACCAAUUUCAACAAUGAAAAAGCGUGGAGUUAUGAGCAAGAAACGUUCCUCAAAGAACAAAAUGGCUCCAAAGGCCAAAAGCCACGGGCUCAAAAAGAAGGGACCAGCCACGAAGAGCUCUGGAUUGGUGCACAAGGCUGCUGGAGCAAAGAACGAAGCAGCUCCAACAACCAAGAUGGAACUUCGUACCGGAACCAGAAAGAGCUAUUGUUAAAUUGACAUUUUAUUUCAUUUUCUCGCUCUCUAUCUCUCGUUUUAAGUUAUUUUCGCUCUUUUCUGUUUUUUGAAUCUCAACAUGUUUUUUUGCUGUUUUUUUUGUUUUUGACACCUGUAGUUUAGAUUUCCCACCCAAUUGAUUGUCGAUUACACUUGUACAUAAUAAAUUGUAGAUACUGAAA
Molecule: messenger RNA, 910 nt
Organism: Caenorhabditis elegans
Lineage: Eukaryota; Metazoa; Nematoda; Chromadorea; Rhabditida; Rhabditidae
Gene: hil-1
Product: Histone H1.X
Exons: 5
Coding region: 28-726 (232 amino acids)
Biological process (GO): nucleosome assembly
Cellular component (GO): chromosome; nucleus; nucleosome
Molecular function (GO): DNA binding; structural constituent of chromatin
Source: RefSeq, marked reviewed